AUGCCAAUUGAUCAAGAGAAGUUAGCCAAACUACAGAAGUUAUCUGCUAAUAAUAAAGUAGGUGGCACUAGAAGAAAGCUAGCUAAGAAGGCUGGAUCUAGUGGGUCUUCUAGUAAGGAUGAUACCAAAUUGCAAAGCCAAUUGUCGAAGUUGAAGGCAGUCACGAUUGAUCAUGUUGAAGAAGCCAAUUUCUUUAAAGAGGAUGGUAAUGUAUUGCAUUUCAACAAGGUUGGUGUGCAGGUUGCUCCUCAGCACAAUACUUCCGUUUUCUACGGUAUUCCACAGGAGAAGUCGCUACAAGACUUGUUCCCAGGGAUUAUUCCGCAAUUGGGGGCGGAGUCUAUCAAUGCGUUGACGCAAAUGGCAGCCCAGCUACAAGGCGGUCAAGCGGGACAACAACAUGGAGAUCUCGACAGCAUUGGGAAUAAGAAGGAUGAAGACAUUCCAGAGUUGGUUCAAGGUCAAUCUUUUGAUGCGGACGUUGAAUAA
Messenger RNA from Eremothecium cymbalariae DBVPG#7215, 489 nucleotides. RefSeq names its product Egd1p (gene EGD1). NCBI's taxonomy places the organism in Eukaryota, Fungi, Ascomycota, Saccharomycetes, Saccharomycetales, Saccharomycetaceae. Gene Ontology annotation, cellular component: cytosol; nascent polypeptide-associated complex. The transcript has a single exon. The record is from RefSeq and is a predicted model, not a curated record. Bases 1 to 489 code for a protein of 162 amino acids.